Messenger RNA from Mucor velutinosus, 570 nucleotides. RefSeq lists its product as uncharacterized. Lineage: Eukaryota; Fungi; Mucoromycota; Mucoromycetes; Mucorales; Mucoraceae. Gene Ontology annotation, molecular function: GTPase activity; GTP binding. Bases 1 to 570 code for a protein of 189 amino acids. Gene Ontology annotation, cellular component: endoplasmic reticulum exit site; COPII vesicle coat. Gene Ontology annotation, biological process: endoplasmic reticulum to Golgi vesicle-mediated transport; vesicle organization; membrane organization. The record is from RefSeq and is a predicted model, not a curated record. The transcript is spliced from 5 exons.
AUGUUUAUCGUCAACUGGUUUUGGGAUGUUUUGUCAUCUUUAGGUCUUAUGAACAAGAAUGCAAAGAUUCUCUUCUUGGGUCUUGAUAACGCUGGUAAAACUACCUUGUUACACAUGCUGAAGAAUGAUCGUUUGGCUACCUUGCAGCCUACGCUUCAUCCUACCUCAGAAGAACUUUCUAUUGGUAAUGUCAAGUUCACCACCUAUGAUUUGGGUGGCCAUCAACAAGCUCGUAGAUUGUGGAGGGAUUAUUUCCCUGAAGUUGGAGGCAUUGUCUUUUUGGUUGAUUGCGCUGAUCACUCUCGUUUCCCGGAGGCCAAGGCCGAGUUGGAUGCUCUUUUGGCUAUUGAACAACUCUCCAAGGUCCCUUUCUUGAUUCUCGGUAACAAGAUUGAUGCACCUGGUGCUGUUAGUGAGGAGACUCUCAGACAAGAAUUAGGUUUAUUCCAAACAACUGGCAAGGGUAAGGUUGCUCUGACUGAUAUUCGUCCUAUCGAAGUUUUCAUGUGUUCUGUUGUCAUGAGACAAGGUUACGGCGAUGGUUUCCGCUGGAUCUCUCAAUAUGUCUAA